This is a messenger RNA of Numida meleagris (helmeted guineafowl), 4737 nucleotides long. It is a transcript of the gene PHETA2, whose product is annotated as family with sequence similarity 109 member B. Bases 551 to 1306 code for a protein of 251 amino acids. The transcript has 2 exons. Gene Ontology annotation, cellular component: trans-Golgi network; early endosome; recycling endosome. The record is from RefSeq and is a predicted model, not a curated record. Gene Ontology annotation, biological process: receptor recycling; endosome organization; retrograde transport, endosome to Golgi. Lineage: Eukaryota; Metazoa; Chordata; Aves; Galliformes; Numididae.
CCGACGCGGCCCGGCCCCCGAGCGCAGCGGGGGGAGCGGCGCCCGCCCCGCUGCCCGGCGCCGGGAGCGCCGCCGCGGAGGAAAGGCUGGAGGUAUGGAGCUCGGCGCAGUGGAGCUCCAGAGGCACUCAUCAAGAAAGCAGCCAUCACAAGGAAGACAUCGAGGGGCCACAGUCUGAUCCACCAAGCCACCAUGGCUUAGGGCAGCGCUAAAUACAGCGCUGGGUGACAGCGAUGCUGUGGGAUGGCUGGUGGGGCUGCACAGUCCUGGAUGUAGAUGUGGAGAGGGUGCUCAAACGGAGGUCCCAGAGCGUCUGAAAAUGCCCCUUUCCCCGUUCCCUACAACAGAGGAGAAAGCAAGAUAAGUGCUCACCAUUUCUUCAAUGCACUCCAUAAAAAACCUGCAAAGUAGGUCACUGGCAGAGGAAGGAAUAAAGCAGCGUCUCUGGAGGAGGCAGUGCUGCGGUGGUGGGCCUGGAGGCCGUCCCUGCAGCUGCUGUACCUGUUGGAUGGACAACACGCAGCGCUGAGCUGACCGCUUCUCUGUGGCCAUGAAGCUGAAUGAGCGGAGCGUGGCCCACUACGCCACCUGUGACUCGCCCACCGACCACGCCGGCUUCCUGCGCAAGCGUGUGGAGCGGCACCACCACCACGGCCACCAUGGCACCUCCUACCAGCGCCGAUGGUUCGUCCUCAAGGGCAACCUCCUCUUCUACUUUGAGGAGCGGGAGAGCCGGGAGCCCGUGGGGCUGGUGGUGCUGGAGGGCUGCACCGUGGAGCUCUGUGAGGCUGCCGAGGAAUUUGCCUUUGCCAUCCGCUUCGACGAUGCCGGUGCCAAGGCCUACGUGCUGGUGGCCGACGGGCAAGCCGCCAUGGAGGCCUGGGUGAAGGCACUCUCACGGGCCAGCUUUGACUACAUGCGGCUGGUGGUGCGGGAGCUGGAGAAGCAGCUGGAGGAGGCCUGCACCAACUUGGCUGCGUGCCGCAAGUCACCACGGAGGUCCUCCUCGGGUAGGAAGCGUCACCUCUCCAACCCUGCCCUGCCACCUGUCCAGGAGAAACCGCAUGUCCUGGAGAAUGGGUAUUCCACGUGGGGCAGCGGCCCUGACCGUGAUGGGGGGCACACAAAGCCCCCACCCCUGCCUCCGCGCCGACGCUCAGCCACAGGGUCCUCAGUGCCCGCCUUGCAGGAGAGCCCAGUGUCGCCAGAGACAGCCUGCUUUGCCAAGCUGCACCACUGGUACGGGCAAGAGAUCGCGGUGCUGAGGCAGGAGUGGCAGGAGAGGCAGAAGAGGGGACACCCAUGAGGUGGGGACACAGAGCCAGAGCGGAGCGAGGCACGCUGCUUGCCCCUUCCUUCACCGGCUGCUUCCGUGGAGGAGGGCCUGUGUUGCUCCCCAGGACUCACCAUACCAAUGGGCCUCAUCCUCUUUCCAUGGAUAUGGCCGAGCUCAGUGCCCUGCUGUCCUUACGUGGUGGAUGCUCUGGGCAUUUCAUCACCCACUUUGGUUUUGUUUCUCAGUGUGAAAGUUUGCACAGGUCAGCAUUUAUUAUUGUCUGUGGUGUUGUGCUGAAGUCCUUCUGCCUUUGCUCUUUGGCUGCGGAAAAGAUUAACUCUUGUGAAAUGCCUCCAAUGGGCUGCUGGCCCCAGGGCACCUACAGCUUUAUUCCUGGUUAGCUGCACAUGAGCUUUAUGAGGACACAUCCAAGAUGCCAUGGCUUUGGCUGGCCCAAGAGCCAUGGCUCAUCAUGAUGGGUGCCUGCUUGAUCUGACCAUGCUGCCAGCACAGGCUACACUACCCGGGGCUUCUGGUUAGGUGCCAGAGCUCUGCGGAGCCCCAUGAGCAGCCUCCCCAGCAGGGUGGGGAACAGGGCAGUGUACCAAGCCAUAGCACAGCUGUAUUCACAAACAUCAUCAUUUUUUUAACUUUCAUCUGCCCUAAUGCCUCCUCCCUGCUGCAUCCCUUGGAGUGUCUGUAAAGCAAGGCUUAUGGGGAGGGCAGAAGGAAACCUGGGCUUUGGUCUGAAGAACAGCAAGGAUCACAAGCUCCUCAAGACUUUGAGUACCUAGCAGUAGCCAAGCCCGUGCAUUCCUCUGGCUCAAGUCUGCCCUGUUAAAAAAGAGGAAUGCUAAAGGCUGCCUGCCUUCAUGGUGUGAAUUUAUCAGCCUCUGCACAGACCACAGAAAGUGCCAUAUAGGGCUCUGGCAGCUAGUCAGAUGCUGGAGACAGAGUGCAGAGCUGCGCUUGUGCGAGGCCUUUUCUGAUGUGAUCAUGAUGAUGUAUUUGAGGCACUGUGAGGGGAGCUGGGCAGAGCCACACAGUUGGAGGAGAGGAAGGACAUCAGCAUGCUCCUGAGGAGUGGCUAGCCCUAGGAACACCAGAGGCAAAGGAGUGAGUUAGAGUGGUUUCCCAGCCCCAUGUGCCAGCAGUGUUUGGACUUGCCUUGCUCUAAUAGCCAUAUCAUCUCCUACCAAAGCCAGAUCCUGUCCUGCCGGGACUUCCCUCCAGCUCUGUGUCAGCAUGUGGGACUGACUGCAGGAGCACAUCCUGUAUACUUACCUGCUAGGUCAGAACCCUUAACCAAAGCCGAAGGUACGGUACGCGGUACUGAGCACAGCAGCCCAAGGACUAGAACCCCCUGUAGAGCGUGUUUAUAAAUCUCCUUCCUCGUCCUCUUGGCGAGGGCUGCUUUUCAAAGCAGAAAAACGCACAAAACAACCUUGUGUUUCCCCUCUUUUCUUACAGCAUUAAGCCUGUUUUUAUUGCCCAGUUCUGUAAAGGAGUGAUGCUAGGGAAGCAGCAGGCUGUGCCGUGCCAUUUCGUGGGUACCUGUUUACCUUUCUGGAGCUGAAUGUGCUCUGCCUUACACUCUGCUAUAACCACUAGAGGUUGUCAGAGGCAUAAAUCAAAUGGCUUCCAUUAACUUUUGGUGCCUUUGAAAAUAUCUCUGGUAGUUUUGGAUGACAAUCUUCCUGCCUAGCUAUGGUGUGUUAGCAUAAAUCAGACCUUAAAUCAGGUCUCUGACUUCUACAGUGGGAAUGUAACCUCUACAUACAAAUGGUGCAAUCCAAUAACCUCUAUCUAGUUCUUGUCUGCAUUUUUCCAUAGCAGAGAACUUAAAGGUUGGGAGGAUUUUGUUGUUGUUUUGCUUUUUAAGGGAAAACAGUAAGGAGAGAACAGGAGCAGGAGGGCCAGGAGUGGGUCUGAGUCCUAUCAGGAGUCAUUGGGAUUCCCAACAACAGCAUCAGGAAUGGUGCUACCUCCCCAUUGUGGGAUUUUAGGGCUGGGUCAGAUAUAAAUUGCCUCUUUCUUUCUUUUUUAAUGCAGUACAGAGAGAAUGUUCUCAAUGUCUCAGACUCACAUAAGGCAGUUGGAUGGCAAAGAUUUACCUUCCAAAAGAAAUCAAAAUGUACUGGGAGUCCCUACAUGAGACUCAAGAAUCAGGAGAAAAUUGAAAGAGAAAAUAGAUGAACAAAGCCAGUUCAGUCAGAACUGGACCAGAAACAGCAUUAUUCAUAUACAGGCAGUUUCACUUUUAAGAAGCUUAGUUAAUUUUAAUGAGCCAGGAUUGCGCCAGUAACACUCCUAAGGAGCUUAUAUUUAAUGCCUAAUCUGCCCCAUUCAAACCAGACAAUUUCCACACUACCUGGCUUUGCUUUAGCACAUAUUCCAGCUAAAUCCUAAAUCCUGCAAAUGAGGAGACGGGUUCUCCUUCCUGUCUGACUGCAUUUGGUAUAAUGCCGUUUUAUUCUGCAGCACUGAGAAGAAAACAACAGAAUCAUGCCAAAUAUCUGUGUGUGGCCCAACAGCCAUUUGUUAGGGAUCAUCCAAAAGUGUUUCGGGAUGCGCUUGGUCAGGGCUACCUCUCAGCCCCAUUGCAGAGCAGGGACUGCCCUUUCGGGGCUAAAAAGAGCUUCCCACCUCCUCUUAUUAUUUUUUGAAAAUAGAAAAUGUGUGGCCAGAAGGAUCCUUAGCAAAGGGAGACAGAGUGUUUUAAAGCUGCAUGGCUGCUCUUCUUAAAGUCCUGAAGGGACUUCUGAGGGCUUUCCUUUAAGUAAUAUUGCAAAAGCGAUGGGAAAAAAAAAGCUUGAAUGUGAAUGCUUGAAUUUAAAGUAAUUUGAAGGCCAAAAGCGGGAGCGAGGUUGUGAUUCUGACACGGCUUUGGUACGCUUUGUCAAGAACGGAGCCCAGCCUGUCAAACAAAACAUGCGUACAAUCCUUGCAGCUUUCUGGAGACAGGAUUUCAGCUCAGGCCCACAACAUAUUUCUGUGUGCACAUUUAUGCUUUAUACGACAGCCACUGUGAUGCUUUCUCUUUGCUCUGAAGCCAGGCCCCAGAGAUAAGGCUGAUCCCUGUCUCGCAGUGGCCACCAGCAGCCAGCUGGUGUGCGCUAUGGUUUGGGAUGGCCAAACACCUCGCGGUACCACAGUCACUGUGUUUGUAGAAAGGGGCUGGCUCAGCGCAGGAACCUGAGAGAAACCCCGGCUGAUAGGCGCCGGGGUCCCUGUGGAGCCCCAGUGUCACCUCGCAGCCCACAGGUAACACUACAGGCGGUUCGCCCAAACACCCCUCUCUUGAGGUGCUUCUAUUUUAACUAUAUACCGUGUUCUUCUUUCUAAGGGGCAAGGUUGCGUGAGCCUUUUUUUACAUGCAGAACUUGUGUGUGUUAUUAUACAUUUCAGUUACCGUUUGUAUUUUAUGCUAUCUGGCUGAAUAAAUAAUUUAGUAUUCGUAA